GAAACACCAACCCCCCCAUUCUUUCCGCACUCCCUCCACCCAUUGCAAUAUGAGCGACGCACCAGCAGCAGCUCCAGCUUCGAGCGAAGCCCCACAGGGCGAGGCACCCUCCAAAAAUGCCUUGAAGAAGGCCCAGAAGGAGAAGGAAAAGGCAGAGAAGAAGGCCGCAGCGAAGGCCCGCGAGCUCGCUGAACGCACAAAGAAGGAGGCUGCUGAUGCCGAAGAUGUCUCCAAAGACUCAUACGGCGAGCUCCCUCUCACCGGCUCGAAGGACUUCAAGCCCACGGGCAUCGUACGCGUCAACCUCGACGACGUUGCCAACAACGUUGACGAGGAGAUCACCUUCCGCUGCUGGGUUGAGAACGCCCGUGUCCAGUCGGCGAAGCUGGCUUUCUUGAACUUGCGCCAAAACCUCAGCACUAUUCAGGCUGUCAUUGCCGCUAGUGACAAGUUGAGCAAGCAGAUGGUCAAGUUCUGCGGAACUGUCAGCACCGAAAGCACGGUUGUCGUCACCGGUCUGGUCAAGAAAGCCCCAGAGCCCAUCAAGAGCGCUUCCAUCCAGGAUUUCGAGAUUCACAUCAAGAAGCUCUUCAUCGAGGUUAAGGCCGAGGUCCCUCUGCCGCUGCAGGUUGAUGACGCAGAAAGGCCGCUGCCGGCCGAGACCGCGGUAGGAGAGGAACAGAAGGACGAACAGAAGGAGGAGGGAGGCGAGCGACCACUUGUCAGCCUUAACACCAGGCUCAACAACAGGACGCUUGACCUGAGGGCCAAGAUCAACCAGUCUAUCUUCGUUGUCAAGAGCGGUGUCUGCGCGAUCUUCCAAGAGUUCCUGUCGAAGAAGGGUUUCACACUUGUUCAAACUCCCAAGAUCUUGGGCGCCGCUUCGGAAGGAGGUGCCAACGUUUUCGAGCUGAAGUACUUCGACCGCCAGGCCUAUCUUGCCCAGUCGCCGCAGUUCUACAAGCAGAUGUUGAUCGCUUCACGCUUCCAGAAGGUUAUGGAGAUUGGACCUGUCUUCCGCGCCGAGAACUCCAACACUGCUCGCCAUUUGACAGAGUUCACUGGUCUCGAUCUCGAGAUGGAGUUCCAGGAGCACUACCACGAGGUCAUGGGUGUCCUCGAAGACCUCAUGCUGUUCAUCUUCAAUGAGCUGAACGUACGAUACAAGCGCGAGACGGACCUUAUCCGCGGUGUAUACCACGUCGACGACUUCAAGCUCCCCGAAUCAGGCAAUGUGCCUAGGAUUCCUUUCACAGAGGGUAUCAAGAUGCUGCGCGAAGCUGGCGAGACGCUUGGUGACUACGAUGACUUGACAACACCUCAAGAAAAGCACCUCGGACGUCUGGUUCUUGAGAAGUACAACACCGACUUCUACGUUCUCGAUCAGUUCCCAAUCGCCAUCCGUCCCGCUUACACGAUGCCCUCGCCUCAUGACCCUAAGCUCUCGAACUCCUACGACUUCUUCAUGCGUGGACAAGAGAUCUGUUCUGGCGCUCAGCGUAUCCACGACUCUGAGCUGCUGUCGAAGCAGAUGCGCGAACACGACCCGCCGAUCGACCCCAACGGCGCGGGUACUAAGGACUACGUCGACUGCUUCAGGUACGGUUGUCCACCGCACGCAGGAGGAGGCUUUGGUUUGGAGAGAAUCGUUCAGUUCUGGCUGGGUCUGCCCAACAUUCGUAUGUGCAGUCUGUUCCCCCGUGACCCCCAGAGGGUUGUACCGUAAGCAGAUGGUGAAGUGUAGACGGAUCAGAGCUUGUGCUAGUAGAAAUCGAAGAAGCCAGCUCCCAAGAGCUGGCGCUAGGAAGAGAAGUGAAUGGAAUGAAUGUAACACCACACUACCUGGUCUAUCUUAACGUCCCUGUGAAGAAGCCCACCAAUGUAGCG
Macroventuria anomochaeta is the source of this 1887-nucleotide messenger RNA. RefSeq names its product aspartyl-tRNA synthetase. The coding region runs from base 50 to 1726 and encodes 558 amino acids. Lineage: Eukaryota; Fungi; Ascomycota; Dothideomycetes; Pleosporales; Didymellaceae. The transcript has 3 exons. Gene Ontology annotation, biological process: aspartyl-tRNA aminoacylation. Gene Ontology annotation, molecular function: RNA binding; ATP binding; aspartate-tRNA ligase activity. The record is from RefSeq and is a predicted model, not a curated record. Gene Ontology annotation, cellular component: cytosol; aminoacyl-tRNA synthetase multienzyme complex; cytoplasm.